Molecule: messenger RNA, 490 nt
Organism: Neohortaea acidophila
Lineage: Eukaryota; Fungi; Ascomycota; Dothideomycetes; Mycosphaerellales; Teratosphaeriaceae
Exons: 1
Coding region: 108-458 (116 amino acids)
Source: RefSeq, a predicted model, not a curated record
CUUUCCAUUGUCAAAAGAUGUGAGUUGGACAUUCAUUUCUCGACCACAAGCAUUCAUUGUCGUAUCCCUACCUUUUCUCGCAUCGUACUCUCAUCCCAGCAUCUCCAAUGGACGACAAGAAGAAAGGCCGACUCAGCGGCAAGCUGUUCGGCAAGAAAGACAAGGAGCCCGCGGGCGCCAGCGAGUACCGCACGUCGAGCAACAGCAACAUGGCCGACUCGGCGUACGCGAGCAGCGAGGGCGAGAGGAAGCCCUACUCCCCCGGCGCCGACACCAUGCCCAUGGAGAACACCGGGCAGUUCCAGGGCGUCAGUUCGGAUCGCAGUCUGACGCUCAACAAGUCCACCGGCGAUGUCAUGGAUGAUGAUACGGGAGAGGUGGUGUCGACCGUGACGACGACCACUACUACCACAACGGUAUGCGUCUACGCCCCCUCAUACCUCUCCGUGUCGGACUAACGCUGCAUAGACGACCACGACCAAGAAAACGC